Moneuplotes crassus is the source of this 1610-nucleotide messenger RNA. The record is from the annotation of a GenBank genome assembly. Lineage: Eukaryota; Ciliophora; Spirotrichea; Euplotida; Euplotidae.
AAGAUACAUACAAUCUUGCUAUUAUCAAUUAUAGUUAUUAUCUUCAUGGUGGAGAACAGUGAAGCAUUCAGUUUUAAGCAAAAAUUACAUGAGCUAAAGCAGAAGGUGGUCAGCACUAGCUCUAAAGUUGCGGAGGAAGUUAAGAAGGAUACGAAGAAAGUCAUUGAGAAAGUAGGCACUGCCUUCGAGAGAUUUAAAGAGAAGAUUCAGGACAAGUUUAGGAAACGAGUUCAUAAGCAAAUAGAGGAAAUCAAAGAAAUUCAGAACCAAAAUGGGACUCUAACCGAAGAGCAAAAGCAGAAAUUGGAGAAGAGUCUGAAGAAGACUUUUGAUCAAGUGGUUGGUAGCCAUUUUAUCCUCCCUUCUCAAACUGAGAAGAUUAAGGAGCAAAUGCCUGAAAUCCUUGCAAAUGUGACGAGGAAAAUAGAUGAAAAGAGCCAAAACUGGGCCUGGAGAAAGGAAAAUGAAGGCAAAUUUGCUGAAUUCCUCAUAAAAUACCCCCACAUCAGCAAAGAGUAUGAUGAAAUGGUCAAAAAGGUCAUGCAGAUGGUUGAGGAUAAGGCAAGCAUUUCAGAAAUUGAGGCUGAACUUCAGAGGAGAUCCAAGAAAAUCUUCGACCAAAUCCCUGAUAAUGAAGAGACAGAGAAGUUCUUUGCAGAAUUUGAGAAGAGAGCUGAUCAGCUUGGAAACUCUGCCAAAUUCAACCUGACAGAGUUCAGAGCUGAGGUCAAAGACUUUAUCAAAAAGUAUGGAUCUGGGUAUAAAAAUGCUACUGAUGAGCAGAAAGAGGAGCUUAUCAACUAUGUCAUUGCAACAAAUGAAAAAUUUGAUAAGUUGCUGAAAAGAAUCGAAGACAAGAAGAUCGUAGAAAGGAUCAUCAAGAGAUUCCAGAAGAAGAUUAACGAAAGACUGAAGAAUAACGAAGAUGUUGAUUAUGAUAACAUGAUGAACGAGUUGGAUCAUGAAAUUGAAGAUGUAGAAGAGAUGCAACUUGCUAGCAAGUAUGACUCAAGUAUCGCCCUAGAGACUCCGUAUCCUUUGGACCCAUUACAGCAAUUCACCUUCACAGUAGAAGAUGUCAUGGUUGAGAGAAGAGCUGAUGUUGACUUCUUUGAGUUUGUCAAAGUAGAUCUUAAGCAAGGCUUAUACUGUGAAGAUGAGGAUGAUUAUGAAGAUGGAGACGAUGAUGACUGCUAUAGACCAAAAGGAGAAGAAGGAAAAAUUGUUCCCUCAGGCGACACUAUUUAUGGAGUUGCUCCAAGCCGUGAGUCUCUCUUUGAAUAUGAUGUUCAAUUGAAAUAUACAUCUUUCAGAGCUGGUGGCGAAUCUACCAUUUACAAUACUACCUUAUUCUUGAGAGUUGGUGAUGAAGAUGAUGAUAGCCCAAAAACCGUUAUAUUUUUCAUCAUAAUUGGCCUUUCACUCACUACUGUACUAAUCCUUGCUGCAUUUUGUUACAGAAGAUGGUCUGCUAGAAGAGUUAUGAAAUAUGAAGACUUUGAUGGAGAUGUUCAAAUCGGAAGAAAGUCAGUAGACAGACCACCAUCCGACCUCGAGAAUACUGCAAGCGAUUCAAAUUAAAACAACGGAAGAGAUAAAGUAUUUCAAUA